AUGCAGUCCACUCUCAUGUCCAUGCUCGCCAUUGCUGGCGCUGUCACCGCUGCUCCUCUCCAGGGCCGCGAUAUCGCCUGGGUCGAUGCUUCCGAGGUCGCCUCCUGGAACACCACCCUGGCCGACGGCUGGGCUGGCCAGGUAGUCGUCGACUACCAGCCUUACCUCAAGGUCGCCUCCGGCUGUGUCCCUUUCCCCGUCGUCACUGAGGACGGCAAGCUUGGCUCCGGCCUCAAGCCCACCGGAUCCAAGGAGGGCGACUGCGACUACGGCACCGGCCAGGUCUACGCCCGCUCCGGCUGGUUGAAGAACGGCCACUGGAGCAUCAUGUACUCCUGGUACUUCCCCAAGAACCAGAACAAGGACCUGCUCCCCUCAGAGGGCCACCGCCACGACUUCCAGAACGUCAUCAUCUACUUCAACAACGACGACGAUGACUUCGCCCACAACCCCCCGGUCGGCGUCGCUUACAGCGCCGCCGCCAACGGCACCUACACCAAGCUCAAGCCCGGCAGCGAUGACGCCCCCGUCUUCCAGGACAACACCCACCUGUACGUCCAGUACGACCGCCUCAGCGAGGACCCCAAGCUCCACGUCGUCUCCUCCACCGAUAAGGCCGGCGGCCAGCAGCCCAUCGUCCAGUGGAACGCCUUCACCGACGCUGCCCAGCGCGCCAUCUCCACCGCCGACUUUGGCGAGGGUGUCACCGUUCCUUUCAUCGAUGCCCACUUCGAGGAGAACAUCGAGGCUGGAUUCGACGCCGGCUUCUUCGCUUAA
This is a messenger RNA of Diaporthe citri, 777 nucleotides long. RefSeq lists its product as uncharacterized. The record is from RefSeq and is a predicted model, not a curated record. The coding region runs from base 1 to 777 and encodes 258 amino acids. The transcript has 2 exons. NCBI's taxonomy places the organism in Eukaryota, Fungi, Ascomycota, Sordariomycetes, Diaporthales, Diaporthaceae.